This is a messenger RNA of Geosmithia morbida, 1392 nucleotides long. RefSeq lists its product as uncharacterized. The coding region runs from base 1 to 1392 and encodes 463 amino acids. The record is from RefSeq and is a predicted model, not a curated record. Lineage: Eukaryota; Fungi; Ascomycota; Sordariomycetes; Hypocreales; Bionectriaceae. The transcript is spliced from 3 exons.
AUGGGUCUCCCACUCUUUGUCGCGCCUGUGGCCUCAGAUCUCACCGAAAAGGUUGCGUCCAAGGAUGCUGAAAGUCGGACCUCGCCGCGCUCGUCGAUCCGACGCCUCGCACAGGAUGGAGCCAGCCGUGAACGCGCCUCGUCCAACCGGCGGGCACGCACGCUCGAGCACCAUCGCGAGAGACUUCAAGGACUCCCGGGCUCUGGUGCUGCGGCUGCUCCCGCACGCCCGAUCACCAGCAUGGUGGCUCCGCAGGACAGGAACAGAAUCGUUCGGUAUAUCCGGCAGGGAUUCAUGACGCCUGAAGACGUGACCCACGGCGACAGGAACCGUGAACGCCAGAGGUACUCUCUGAUCCAGAACAUGGAACUGCGCUUCGGCCCAGACUGGCGUGAUCGAGACUGGAACAGUGAGCAGCAGGACGCCUUUUCGGACUGGUGGCUCCUGAAUGUCUCCAAUGGCAGAGCCUGCUUGAUGCGACGGCAGGGACCUUCACAGUGGCGAGCAGGAACCAACCGCCUCGAAAUCGUCCCAUCUGCCUCGUGGGCCGACGUGCAGCCCGGCGGCGGGCUGUCUGCACCCCUGCCCCCUAGUCGCGCCGUUCCCCCAUCUUCCUCUCGUCGCCCCUUGCCGACCGACGUCGGCGGGCUGGGCGACCGCGACCGCAGCCUUAGCCCCGAGGGCUGGGACACGCUCCUCACCACGCUCACGCCCGACCCGCAGCCGCCGAGCGUCAACUCGUCCUUCGCCUCUUCGGCCACGGCAACGACUGCGACGCACCCCAGCAACCCGACGUCGUCGCGUACGUCGCUGUCCGGGCAGCCACCGACCACUACUGCCGCAGCCGACGCCGACCCGGGCUGCGAAACUGGCGGCUCCGACGCAGAGGAGAACGGGGUGUCGCGUCAUCUCGAGCGUAUCCAGCAAGCCCUGCUCUUCCGCCCCUCGUCGGAACGCCGUAUCCCGCGCCCGGUCGAGUCCCCUGCCUUCAGCCCCGUGCGCAACCACGUCUCCGACCGCGCCGGCAGCGACGAGGACAGCUCCACCACGCUGACGCUCCAACGUCCGGCCGACUCGGUCCACCAUAGCCUGGCGGCGCGGACCGAGAGGCGCGGCGACGAUUACGAUGGCCACGAUGCUCCGUCUUUUCCGCGUCCGGGCAUCUGGGUCGGCAGGCUGUCGAUUGGCGCCUCGGACGAUGAGCAACCUGCUGCGCCUGAGCAUCUGAGUGUCAGCCGCGAGGACUCGGGGGAUAGCUCGUUUCGCAGUGACAGUGACUUGGCGGGCAUGCAGAGGAUUAUGAGGAGUCUGGCCGCCCGCGGGGAUAUUCCUGAUGAAUGGUGGGCCGAGGCUGGCCUUAGUCGGUCACUCUCGCGGGGAGGCCGAGACUGA